UUAACAGCGAGGUGACUGGUUUUUUACAGUUCUGCUGAAAUUUAAAAAUCAUCUUUUUUCUACAUUUUCUCUGUUUAAGCUCCUGGAGGUUUGUUUGGUAAGAUCAGCUAUGACUGCUAUUUAUGUUUUAUCGUUUUAGUUUUUAGCAGCUUUUAUUUUCUUUCAGUGAAAAUGACUGUUUUGUUAAUCCAACUCUUUAACUAGGACUUUGAAGAGUAACUUAGUUUUUAAUUCCAGGUGAUGGGUGUUACUGCAGUCCUGUCAGUGAACAUGGUAACAGCCAUCAUGUUACUGACUGUCUUCUCUCUUUCAGAAGCGUUGGAUGAUUGUCGGACUUAUGUGUCAGCGCUCUUCAUCACUACACCAAAGAAGAUGGAAGCACUGAGUGGAACUUGUCUGAAAAUCCCAUGUAGCUUUAGUGUUAAAGAAGAAAGAGAGUUUGACAACACAAGAGAAACAUUUGGAAUAUGGUUUAAAGAAGAAGACAGAGAGACCUAUCCAAAGAAUGUGGUUUUUAACAGUAGUGGCACAGUGAACAAAUUUCAAAUGAACAUAACUGGAAACUUGAGAAUGAAAAACUGCACCACUCUGAUUUACAACAUGAAGACGACAUAUGAAGGCGUAUACUACUUCAGAAUCGAGAACAGUCCUUUCAUGGCAAAUGCUCGUUGUGAUCCUCUUCACAUAACAAUCAAAGAUUCUCCUCCGAGUCCCAAACUAAUCAUCUCAGGAGAUCUGAAGGAGAAGGAGUCUGUCACUAUAACCUGCUCAGCUUCCACUCCCUGUCCACUCUCCCCUCCUAAACUCACCUGGACUCUCAAACAAGACUCUCUCAACAACAUGGAGGAAAACCCAGAUAAAACCUUCACGACUAAAAUCCAGGAGCAGAUCACUCUGACGGACAAAUAUGAUGGAUACAACAUCACCUGUUCUGCCACAUAUCCUGUGAAUGAAGGAAAAGAAGUCAAGACAGCAGGGGAGACACAGACUCUCAGAGUUUCAUGUGAGACAACCAGAGAUUGUUAUUGGAUCCUGUCAGAAUAUGCUCCUAAAAACACCUCAGCGUCCAUCAGUCCAUCAGGUUUGGUGUCAGCAGGUAUUCAUGUGAACCUGACCUGCGCCAGCAGAGCCAAUCCUCCUGUCAGCAGCUUCACCUGGUUCAAGAUCAGCAAAGAUGGACACAUGAUCGUAUCUGAAGGAGAGUUUUACAGCUUUAAUGUCACAGAGGGAGGAGUUUAUUACUGUGUGGCCAUGAAUGAUCUCGGUAAUCAGACAUCUGUACAGAUCCAUUUGAGAUUUGCAGCAGGUAAAAACUAG
Molecule: messenger RNA, 1317 nt
Organism: Labrus mixtus (cuckoo wrasse)
Lineage: Eukaryota; Metazoa; Chordata; Actinopteri; Labriformes; Labridae
Product: sialic acid-binding Ig-like lectin 7
Exons: 4
Coding region: 241-1317 (358 amino acids)
Source: RefSeq, a predicted model, not a curated record